AAAAUUGGCUACGUGUGCACUUUCUCCGUUGGGAAUUGGGAUUACAAUAUUAGACAUGCAGUUCAAAGCCCAAACCCGUUCGAAAUAGAGACCCUGAACCAAAUUGAUUUCGGAUUAAACCCUCAACUUCAAAUACCCCUAUACUCCUUCCUUCGUGCCUACAAACUCGUUCUUUUUUCACUUUCUUAGGCGAAUAAUUAUCACUAUAAAGUGACCUAGUACCAUGGAAGCACCUAAUAACUCUGAUGUUAGUACUGAUCCAAAACCACAAGUCAUAUACCGGUGCAAGAAAUGUCGAAGGAUUGUUGCAUCAGCAGAGCAAGUUGUUCCACAUGAACCUGGCGAAGGACAAAAAUGUUUCAAGUGGAAAAAGAGAAGCGACAAUCCCUAUAAGGAGUCACCUCAAUGCUCCUCUAUUUUUGUUGAGCCCAUGAAGUGGAUGGAAGUUGUAGAAGAAGGUUCUGUGCAAGACAAGAUUCAGUGCCUGGGUUGCAAAGCUCGCCUCGGUAACUUCAAUUGGGCAGGCAUGCAGUGCAACUGUGGAGCAUGGAUUAACCCUGCAUUUCAGCUUCACAAGAGUCGAUUAGAUGAGUGCCAUCUUUAAGUAUUUGCCUGAGGUUUCUUUGAGGCGUGUUACGUUAUUACACUUUUAAGUGGGACUAGGACUGGGUUAUAUUUGCACUAGUCAAAAGUGACGGAAAAAACACAACAAAACAGAGCAAAAAGAGACGCGAAUUGUACUUUUCCCUCACUCUUUUGAUACAAAUAUGUCUUAACAUUGUAUACUUAUUUGGCACUCAAUGGAGCUGAUCAUCUAAGAAGUUCAGAAAAAAGGCAAACAGUAUGGAAAAACAUCAAGUGACAUGAAUCAGAAAAUAUGCAUAACUUCCCUUACUGGCCAGCAGCAAAAGCUUCAACUGGGAAAGUUUUGGUGAUGCCAGCAAGACUCUUGAAUUGAAUCUUGCCGCUGGGAGGAUCAUCCACACUGAUCUCGUUAACUGGAGGCCAUAACAUCAACUCCUUAGCCUUCACUCCCUUGAGCUUCUUGAUUUUCUUCUUCUCAAUGAAUCCAUUUAUUUCAGUGUCAUAACUAACCAGUUUGCUGAUAAUCUUGAACUUGUGCUCAACUUUUUUAGUUUGCAGGAUCCACAUAUACCCUGUGUUCUUCACAAAUCCAACUUCGAUCACAUCAGCAAGAGGGAGAAGCCCCAUUGGGAGUCCGAAUUCUUCGAGUAGAGAAAUCGCCAUCUGCAAACAUUCCUCAUGCCCCUUCUUAACAAUUGCUCCUUCCUUCUCUGCCAUGACUACUAGCUCGGAGUAUUAUUCUCAAGACUUUGUUCUUAUAGAAUCGGUUGUUCUUGAUUGGCUUUUUUGCUUCUCUGCUUAUUGGGACUGAAUUUAUUGUGUGCUACUAUAUGAAGAGACAAAAUACUUGAUGGACAAACCAAUGAAGAUUAUUGUAUUAGUCACCAAA
Messenger RNA from Lycium barbarum (goji berry), 1474 nucleotides. RefSeq names its product probable inactive dual specificity protein phosphatase-like At4g18593. Gene Ontology annotation, biological process: protein dephosphorylation. Gene Ontology annotation, molecular function: protein tyrosine/serine/threonine phosphatase activity. The record is from RefSeq and is a predicted model, not a curated record. Lineage: Eukaryota; Viridiplantae; Streptophyta; Magnoliopsida; Solanales; Solanaceae. The transcript has 4 exons. The coding region runs from base 224 to 604 and encodes 126 amino acids.